UUCACUCCCAUGUAACUCCUGUGUUUGACAGUUAACAGCAGCGCAUCAGCGACGUCACCAGUUCCGCCUGAACACGGAAAUGUGGGAUAUGUGUUUUUAUCCUAGACUGGUCCUCUCCUGCAUAAUAAUUUCAGACUGAGCAAAACACUGUGGUGACACAUGUGUUAGAUACGCGGUAAAAACAAACCGAGAUUAAGAUGGAAGCUACAGGAGAAAUAAAGAAACAGCCUGUUUCAGAUUUGUAAUUGUAUUACUGCACGGGUGCGGCUUUCCAGAAAUGAUGGAGAUGGUUCCAUUCCUGACUGCUGUAACCCACGCGCUGCUGCUAAUCAUAGUGGGCAAAAACUUUCUUAAGUGUCAGGCUGGUAAUUCGGUCACUCUCCCAGAAACACUGCUCUUUGUGUCCACUUUGGAUGGAAAUCUGCAUGCUGUCAGUAAACAAACCGGGGACAUCAAAUGGACUCUAAAAGAAGAUCCAAUCAUCCAGGUGCCAGUGUAUCUAACUGAACCAGGGUUUCUCCCCGACCCCAAUGACGGCAGCCUGUAUGUUUUCGGAGACAAAAACAAUGAUGGGUUGAUGAAACUUCCGUUUACCAUCCCAGAGCUGGUUCAUUCAUCCCCAUGUCGUAGUUCUGAUGGCGUUCUCUAUACAGGAAAGAAGCAUGACACAUGGUUUGUAGUGGAUCCCAAGACUGGGGAGAAACAAACGACUCUGACCACGGAGACCUCCAACAACAUCUGUCCCUCUGCGCCGCUGCUGUACAUCGGACGCUCAGAAUACAUGAUCACCAUGUAUGACACUAAAACACGCGAAGUUCGGUGGAAUGCAACAUACAACGACUAUUCAGCACCGCGUUGUGAUGAGAAAUAUGACUACAAGAUGGCUCACUUUGCCUCGAAUGGUGAUGGCUUGGUAGUGACAGUGGACCGGGACUCGGGGGAUAUGUUAUGGAUGCAGAACUAUGGCUCCCCCGUGGUGGGGGUGUAUAUCUGGCAGCAGGACAGUCUGCGCAGGAUCCCUCUCCUCAAUGUUGCCAUGGAGACCUUGCGCUACCUCACCUUCCACUCCCAGAGCAUUCGCAUGAUGAGCUACCAGUUCAUGAAGGAGCAGGCCAGCACCAAGACACAGCUUGUUCCCUCUUUAUAUGUUGGAAAGUUUGACACCAAUUUCUAUGCUUCGAUCUCUCUGGUCCAUGAAGGUGUGGCUAUUGUGCCCAGGGGUAUUACGUUGGCACGUAUUGAAGGCCCUACAACAGAUGAUGUUACAGUACGGGUGGAAGGAGAGUGUGUCAUUACUCCUAGCACUGACGUCAAGUACCCGCAGGGGAGCACCACCACCAACAUUCACAACCAGUGGCUACUGAUAGGCCACCAUGAGUUACCCCCUGCGGCCCACACCACUCUGCUCCGAGCAUUCCCAGAGAACCUCAGGAGAGCGAGCGAGGCGGUUAUAUCCACCCGGCCCCAGAGACGGACCCUCUUCGAUGAUUUCCUGGCACUGAACGAGCCUGGGGAUCUGCCCACCAGCGGUGAAGAUGACGGGCGGCAGCGUUUCGAUCCCCCUCAACACCAGGACCCCCCAGCAGAGCCUCUGCCCGAGUCUGUCGGGCAGGACAUUGUGAUGGCUACCAUCAUCGCAGUGCUGCUCGGGGGCUGGCUGGUCUUCACACUCACCUACCCCAAAAGACUGAAGCGCCAGCAGCGGCUGCAGCAGCAGCAGUUGGAGCAGGAGCUGGAGUCAAAGCUGCAGCUACUCCAGUCUCAGUCCCAGCAGCCUCCUCCCCCUUCCCCGAUCCGGCGCUGCAGCACUGAGAACACAGACGUGACCACACAGACUUCCAUGAGGGUGCCCCCUGCUGGCUCUGACUACUACAGUAAUUCCAAGUCAGACAGGAACAUCUCUAAUGGUUCUGCGCAGCACCAACACUCCACCUCCAGCGCAAGCACCAUCGGAGAUGUUGAAACUGAUGAAGUGGUCAUUGGCAAGAUUUCUUUCAAGCCCAAGGAUGUGCUCGGCCACGGAGCAGAGGGAACAUUUGUCUUCAGAGGCCGCUUUGACGACCGGAACGUGGCCGUGAAGCGAAUCCUCCCAGAGUGCUUCGACUUCGCUGACAGGGAGGUGCAGCUUCUCCGCGAGUCAGACGAGCACCCCAAUGUCAUCCGCUACUUCUGCACCGAGAAGGACAAGCAGUUUUACUACAUUGCCACAGAGCUCUGUGCAGCCACGCUGCAGGAGUAUGUUGAAGAUCCCAUAUUCAACGCUCUUGAGAUAGAUCCUGUGACAGUUCUCCAUCAAACAAUGUCUGGUCUGUCUCAUCUGCAUUCCCUUAAUAUCGUGCAUCGGGACUUGAAGCCUCGGAACAUCCUCAUCUCCCUGCCGAACUCCCUGGGCAGGGUGCGGGCCGUCAUCUCGGAUUUCGGGCUGUGCAAGAAGCUGCCUGCGGGCCGGCAUAGCUUCAGCCUGCGCUCAGGGAUCCCUGGGACAGAAGGCUGGAUUGCUCCUGAGGUGCUCCUGGACAAACCCAAAGAUAAUCCUACCUACGCCGUGGAUGUUUUCUCAGCAGGCUGUGUGUUUUACUAUGUCAUCUCCAGAGGUCAGCACCCCUUUGGCGACACCAUAAGACGCCAAACCAACAUUCUGUCUGGGGCUUAUACCCUUGACCACUUCUUGGAAGACUCUUACGAGGACGUCAUUGCCGAGCACCUGAUAAUGCAGAUGAUCAGCAGCAAACCUCAAGAACGACCGUCCACGAGCUGUGUCCUCAAACACCCCUUCUUCUGGAGUCGAGAGAAGCAGCUACAGUUCUUUCAGGAUGUGAGUGAUCGUAUAGAGAAAGAACCUGCAGAUGGCCUUAUUGUGAACAGGCUGGAGUCUGGGGGGAGGUCUGUGGUGAGAACCAACUGGAGGAUGCAUAUUUCUAUCCCUCUGCAGACAGACCUGAGAAAAUUUCGGACCUACAAAGGCAAUUCGGUGCGUGAUCUGUUAAGAGCGAUGAGGAAUAAGAAGCAUCACUACCACGAGCUGCCGGUGGAGGUUCAGACUACGCUAGGGGAGGUUCCCGACCAGUUUGUUCAGUACUUUACUUCCCGGUUCCCACGCCUGCUCCUGCACACACACAGUGCCAUGCAGAUCUGUGCCCACGAGAGACUCUUGCACCCCUACUACUCCCAGGAGACGCACGCCAGCUCACAAACCCCCCAGCAGCAAGUAAUAAACCAAAGUGCAGAGAUACGUGCCACAUGGAAGCAAUAGGGCGGCUGACAUUAUUUUUAAAAGGUUUUAAACAGAAGCAGUAAAAACAUCUUGGAAUAUAUUCAAACAGGUUGGGUCUACAAGAGGAGUCCUGGGGUGUCAAUGCAAAGCAAUAUUCAACAUUAACAGUUCCCUCUAUUACCUGGUUUUCUUUUUUGGAAGUCUCCCAGCCAAGUUCUGGCCUGGCCAGCUAUGGGUAGAUUCUGAGAUUUGACCACUGAAACAAGGGAUAAGACAUUUGUCAUGAUCCUGCCUGUCCUGGGAGGAAAAUUCUGGUAAGGUGUUGCACGGGAGGCCCAUGGCCUUACUGAAGAGAUUAACAACAGAAGUAAUGAAGGGUUUAGUUACGUGAAGAAUGUUGAGUUAAACAGAAUACGGAAUAAAUCAGUAUACAGAAACAUAAAUACAUUGUAAAGUAUUCCACGAAGUUGCAUUGAGAUGGAUGAAGCAAGCAUUAAUUAUUUAGGUGAUUAGUUGUAUGCACUGCAGCUUUUUAUUCAUUUCUCACAUGGUGUAUUACCUCAGCAUAAGGCAGUAAUAGGUUUUCAGUGACCAGAAUACAUUUCACUAUUAAGGUAUAACAUUAAUUGACAAUCUAUAGCAAAACUUGUAUUAGUGUACCAAAAAAACCAGAAAAAAGUGUAUCCUAACUUUAAACUGUUACUUGUGACCAGGAAACUAGCAACUGGUAUAGUUUCUUGCAAGGCCUGCUGUAAAGCACGGUAUCCAAUUUAUCAACAUUUAGAACAGAAAACCACCUGCAAUAAAUUAGUCCCCAAUAUCUUUUUUUUUUUUUUUAUAAUCAUGAAUGCAAAACUUGGAUUACUCUUUUAUAACUUUUUAUUCAUGUUGAUAAAAGUUUUUAGUUGGAAGGGGACAAAUGGUAGUUAGUGGGACAUUUUUUUGCUGUCACCACUUAAAUUUCUAGAUCUACAAUAUUUCAAGUGUUUUUAUGAAUUUAUUUUAGUCAAGAAUGCUAGAUAUACUAUAUUAUUUAUUUCCCUUUGUGGCAGUUUUAUAAAAUGGUUCUUGAAGUAUUUCAGAAGGAACAUGUGUGUUGGCUACUGUAUUAAACACUGUUACUGGCUCGGUAAUAAAUAAUCCAAACGCCAAAUAGCAAUUAAGUUUUCUAAGUGGAAAGUACAAUUGUGAACCUGCUUUACUAUACCUUCACACACACUGUCAUGAAUGUGCAGUCAUUCUUACAAUACUGCUACAAGUCACAUUGCACAGGGUAGCUUUUGUUGGCGUAAAUGUCAUUUCAAUUUAAAAUCAAGUUUAACUAUUGAAUAUGAUGACUAUGAAAGUGUAAUUUCAGUGCAGAACGCAGAGGGGCACUUAAGACUUAAAUUGCAUUUGUAUUUAUAUCACAUGAUGCAUUAAAUUUUGUAAAUAUUUGUGCGGUGAAUGUCACUGGGGAUAUUUUGUACUGGAUUUUUAAAUAAAUGGAUACAUAAAU
Molecule: messenger RNA, 4712 nt
Organism: Polyodon spathula (Mississippi paddlefish)
Lineage: Eukaryota; Metazoa; Chordata; Actinopteri; Acipenseriformes; Polyodontidae
Gene: ern2
Product: endoplasmic reticulum to nucleus signaling 2
Exons: 21
Coding region: 278-3253 (991 amino acids)
Biological process (GO): IRE1-mediated unfolded protein response; protein phosphorylation; mRNA processing
Cellular component (GO): IRE1-TRAF2-ASK1 complex
Molecular function (GO): RNA endonuclease activity; protein serine/threonine kinase activity; ATP binding
Source: RefSeq, a predicted model, not a curated record